This is a messenger RNA of Oncorhynchus nerka (sockeye salmon), 1369 nucleotides long. RefSeq names its product V-type proton ATPase 16 kDa proteolipid subunit c. Gene Ontology annotation, cellular component: proton-transporting V-type ATPase, V0 domain; membrane. NCBI's taxonomy places the organism in Eukaryota, Metazoa, Chordata, Actinopteri, Salmoniformes, Salmonidae. Gene Ontology annotation, molecular function: proton-transporting ATPase activity, rotational mechanism. The record is from RefSeq and is a predicted model, not a curated record. Gene Ontology annotation, biological process: proton transmembrane transport. The coding region runs from base 145 to 606 and encodes 153 amino acids. The transcript has 3 exons.
CAGUGUUCCUGUGAAGAGGUGGCUUUGUCAGGUGUCGUCCCUGUGCUGCACGAAAGGGCCUUGCAAUUGCAAGUGUUGAGAAUCGACAGAAACGUUGACGUUUAAAAAAAGGACGUUUGUGCGCUUUUCCCUGAACGCGUAAGAAUGUCGUCAGAAAGUCCCGAAUACUCUCCUUUCUUCGCAGUGAUGGGAGCCUCUGCGGCUAUGGUCUUCAGCGCGUUGGGGGCGGCCUAUGGCACGGCUAAGAGCGGCACGGGCAUCGCUGCCAUGUCGGUGAUGCGGCCGGAGCUCAUCAUGAAGUCCAUCAUUCCUGUGGUCAUGGCAGGUAUCAUCGCCAUCUACGGGCUGGUGGUGGCGGUGCUCAUCGCCAACAACAUUUCAGAGAAAAUCACCCUCUACAAGAGUUUCCUCCACCUGGGUGCUGGGCUGAGCGUGGGGCUGAGUGGGUUGGCGGCUGGUUUUGCCAUCGGCAUUGUGGGUGACGCAGGCGUUCGAGGCACAGCUCAGCAGCCCAGGCUCUUCGUGGGCAUGAUCCUCAUCCUGAUCUUUGCAGAGGUCCUAGGGCUCUACGGUCUUAUUGUGGCUCUCAUCCUCUCCACGAAAUAGAGAAAGCAAGAAAAGAACAGUCCUUCUGUCCAUUCAUCCGUGUACGUUGAGUCAACGCUGUGUCAUCCAUAUAUAAACAACUAAGAAAUAAAGAACAAAUUGUAGAGCAUGCCUUUACGCCCGGUUCCAAAUAAACUCCCUUUAACCACUUCUUUCCUAGUGGCACUACUUGAUGGUCCUUUGUAGAUCUAAUAUGUUUGAAUAAGUGUUAGCAAUAUGGUAAUAGUAAAGCCACAUAUCUACCCCCUACCUAUAUUGCUUAUUCAUGCCUGUCAGAUCUACGAGGGAGGUGUUAUGGGCUGUGUCCCAAAUGGCACCAUAUUCUCUACAUAGUGCUCUGGUCAAAAGUAGUGCACUCAAUAGGGAAUAGGGUGUGAUUUGGGACACGACAUGGGGUUGCUUUGGGAUUGGGCGGGAAGCGAAAAGCGUCCUCUUCCUGUACAGUUGUCCUUGAGUCCAGUAGUCAACCCCUUGUAAAUGUAGUGACGCGUUCAUCCUGUCUGUGCUUGAGUAUCAGUUUACCUCCUUCCUCCCAAUUUCCUUUAAUUUGUGUCUGAUAAAUGGCUUUUAUUAUUAUUUCUUCGUUUUUUUUCUGAAGAACUGACUGUUUGGACAAAUCAUUUUAAUUUUAUCUGGGGACAAUUUUCACAUUAAAGGACCAAACUAAUACGAGGACAUGGAUAACUAUUUUUUUGGUUUGUUUUUUUCACAAAUUAUUUAUGAAGAUUUUGAAAUGUUAAUAAAACUGUUUAAAUGGAACAAA